GGAAGCGAACGAAAUGCUGGAACGCGUGCCAUUUCCGGCCGGUCAUCUUCGCUUUUCUGCUUCCGUCGCGAGACAGCUUGUGCCAGGUGCAAGUGUCGCUUCAUCGUUCCAAUCGAGUUCGAAAGAACGAACGGCGAAAUCCACAUUAUUCUCUCCUUAGGAGAGACGGAUAUUCGGGAAAAAGAACACGCGCUCGCGUAAGAAGGAAUUCUAAAUUACUAGAAGCCCUCGAGAUAAUUCAUAUUCUUGUUUCUGCAGUCUUUUCUCGUACCAUUUAUCCAAAGGAGCGGCACGAUGACGGACAAUCAAUAUUCCAGUUACCAACAGCAGGGAUAUAAUCAGUAUAGUCAACCACCUCCUACAGCUGGUCAAGAUACAUCGUAUCCACCUCCAUCAUCUGGUGGAAGUGGCUAUAAUCAAUACAGUCAGCCACCUCCAAACACUGGCACCAACUAUGGCAGUUACAACAAUUAUAAUUCUAAUAGUGGUCAAGACUAUAAUCAAUCGCAGAAUCAAGGCAGUUAUGGUGGGCAAAAUAGCUACAGCGGAAGUGGCAGUGGAGAUGGCAGUAGCAAUUAUGGAAGCUAUGGAAAUGGUGGAGGCAGCAGUGGAGGAUAUAGUCGCAAUUCUGGUGGUUCUUAUAGUGGAGGCCAAGGAGGUGGCGGUGGAGGUGGUAGAUAUGGCGACCGCGGCAGUUACGGAGAUCGCUCCGGCGGUGGUUACAACAGUGGCGGUGGCCGAGGUGGUUAUAACAAAGGGGGCUAUGGUGACCGUAACAGUGGCGGUGACGGAAUGGUUACACAAGAGGAUACUAUUUUUGUAUCCGGUAUGGAUCCAUCGAUUUCGGAAGAAGAGAUUUGUCAGCAUUUCGGAGCGAUUGGUGUUAUUAAACACGACAAACGCACAGGCAAGCCGAAAGUAUGGAUGUAUAAAGAUAAGAAUACGGGCAAAUCGAAGGGCGAAGCGACAGUCACGUACGAUGAUCAAAAUGCCGCCCGUUCAGCUAUCAGUUGGUUUGAUGGUAAGGACUUCAAAGGUUGCACAAUAAAGGUGCAAAUAGCUCAGCACAAAAGCAACUGGCAAGGCAGCCGUAUGGGCGGCGGUCGCGGCAGCGGUGGCCGAGGUCGAGGUGGUAGCUUUGGCAGUCGUGGCGGAGGCGGUGAUCGUGAUGAUCAUCAUCGCGGAGGUGGUGGCGACGAUCGUCGUGAUAGUGGCGGCCGCGGAGGCGACUGGAGGUGUUCCAAUCCUGAUUGCGGUAACACGAAUUUCGCUUGGCGGGAUCAGUGUAAUCUUUGCAAAAGCGCAAAACCAGAAGGUCUCGGUUAUGGCGGAGGCGGUGGCGGUAGAGGUAGUGGCGGUCGGGGUGGUGAUCGUGGAAACCGAGGAGGUUAUAGAAAUGACCGAGGCGGACGUGGAGGUGACAGAGGUGGCAGAGGCGGUGGCGGCGGAGGCGGAGGUUUCCGUGGUGGCGAUCGAGGCGGUCGCGGAGGUCGAGGUGGUCCUAUGAGAGGAGGUGGCGGUCGAGGCGACAGGGACAGAGAUCGUCAGCGACCAUAUUAAUUUCAUAUUCUUUGAAAUAUCAAUGAUCAACUCGCCGUCUCGCUAAACAACUUGUACACAUAUUGUACAAGUUUCAGCGCUUGUAUAUUUCGUAAAGUGAAAGAAAUUAGUUUUCACUCUAUACUCGUAAUAUGUAUUUCUUAUCAUCUUUCUUUUCGCAUAUGAUCUUUUUUAUAUUCAUCGAAAUUACGUAUCACACGUAUAUUAUCUUUAUGUAAAAUCAGAGUAUCUUCAAUAGACAACAAUAGAUAACUUACAACGUUGUAAA
Messenger RNA from Pogonomyrmex barbatus (red harvester ant), 1828 nucleotides. RefSeq names its product RNA-binding protein FUS. Gene Ontology annotation, biological process: regulation of DNA-templated transcription. Gene Ontology annotation, molecular function: RNA binding. NCBI's taxonomy places the organism in Eukaryota, Metazoa, Arthropoda, Insecta, Hymenoptera, Formicidae. The record is from RefSeq and is a predicted model, not a curated record.